GAACGCAUUUUGGGAACAGCCGACCGAGAAAGUUUUGCGAAUUUUAACUUCGUCUCGUUCUAUUUUAUAUUUUGGAGGAAAUCUCGAUAUUUCGCAGAACUGAACGUUCAAAAUUACUCGAGGCUGGUGACGACCGAAGAGUUGAUAAAUACGACGGUCUCGAACGAACCUAUCAGCGUUUCGCGAACGCGGCCCGUGAUUCCUUGCGCGUUCCGAGUUCAGAUCAAGGUUUUCUGAUCGGUCGUCACAGUUUGAGGAGGUGGAAAAGUGUGUUCCGUGCGCUUCACUCGAUAUUCUUUAUGAGAUCUUACAUUUAACGGUUGGCUCCUGAAUUUCUUUCGCAGCCGUAAGUAAAUACCGAGCUUUCUCAUCGCCGCGUUCCGUCUGAGAGCCGCGGGGUCCCGUUACAGAGCCGUACUAUUGCGACGUACGCGAGAGGUCGAGACGGUUCCAGGCGAACAUGUCAGCCGCAACUACACACAAAUAUCGUUACAAAAAUGUGGGCCUGGACUCGCAGGAGCUCAGAAGACGCAGAGAAGAGGAAGGUGUUCAGUUAAGAAAGCAGAAAAGAGAACAGCAGUUAUCGAAAAGGCGCAAUGUUCCUAAUACAGUUACAGACGAUGACAGUGUUCCGACAAACGAAUCUGCUUUCCCAGCACCACAAUCGAAAACUUCUGCCAUUGUACUUGAAAUGGUACAAGAAUUGUAUAGUCCUAAUCCAGAGAAUCAACUGGCAGCCACUCAGAAGUUCAGAAAAAUGUUGUCUAGGGAACCGAAUCCACCGAUAAACGAGGUUGUGAAGACAGGGAUCGUGCCGAAAUUCGUCGAAUUCUUGCAGAACAACAAUAACUGCACUCUGCAGUUUGAAGCUGCUUGGGCUUUGACGAAUAUAGCGAGUGGGACGUCUGAGCAAACGCGCGUCGUUAUCGAGGCCGGGGCUGUACCCAUUUUUAUACAGUUACUCAGCUCCGAAUACGAAGACGUCCAGGAACAGGCUGUUUGGGCAUUGGGCAAUAUCGCGGGAGACAGUCCUGAGUGCAGAGACCACGUGUUGGACAGUGGCAUUCUCACUCCUCUCUUGCAAUUACUUUCUAAGGCUACGCGUUUGUCAAUGACGCGCAACGCGGUAUGGGCAUUAUCGAAUCUCUGUCGAGGCAAGACACCGGCACCUGAUUUCGCGAAAGUGGCACCGUGUUUGCCAAUUUUAGCUCAUUUUCUUAAUCACACCGACGGCGACGUGCUCGCCGAUGCAUGCUGGGCACUCUCUUAUCUAAGCGACGGCCCCAACGAGAAGAUCCAGGUGGUUAUCGACGCUGGUGUAUGCAGACGUCUUGUCGAGUUGCUCGUACAUCAGCAGGAAACCGUGGUCAGUGCCGCGCUCCGAGCAGUGGGCAAUAUAGUUACAGGCGACGAUGUACAAACACAGGUCGUUCUUAAUUGUAACGCGUUAAACUGUUUGUUCCGUCUGUUAAAUUCAGCGCACGAAACUAUCCGCAAGGAGGCUUCCUGGACGAUCUCGAACAUUACGGCAGGAAAUUCUCAGCAGAUUCAAGCUGUCAUCGAUGCCGGGAUAUUCCCGAUCCUGAUCGAUAUUUUGGCGAAAGCUGAAUUUAAGAUCCGGAAGGAAGCAGCAUGGGCGAUCACUAACGCUACUAGUGGCGGCACGCCCGAGCAAAUACGUUAUAUCGUCGUCGAAGGGUGCAUUCCACCUUUAUGCAGUUUGUUAACAGUAAUGGAUCCUAAGAUCAUUCAGGUCGCGUUGAGCGGUUUAGAGAAUAUUUUGCGUGUAGGAGAACGAGAUGCUGCCACGCACACUGGUAUCAAUUAUUAUGCGGUAUUAAUCGAAGAAUGUUACGGCCUAAACAAAAUAGAAUUUUUGCAAUCUCAUCAAAACACAGAAAUCUAUCAGAAGGCUUUCGACAUAAUCGAACGGUAUUUCGGCUCUGAGGAAGAAGACACGCGAGUCGUGCCCAGCAUCGACGCGCAGGGACAACAAUUUCAAUUUAGAGCGCCCGAUUCAUCCCAGCUACCGGUUCAAGGCUUCGAUUUUUAAUCGAUUAGUUUUUAUCGAACCUCUGAAUGUAUCACCUGGUUCAAUCAUGUUUCGUUCGUGUUGCGUUUAAAUCCUUUUUUUGUAAAAGGGACAAUCUCCGAAAAGAAAGAAAAAAAUCGAUCAAAUGCAAAACAGUGGAAUAUAUAUAUAUAUAUAUAUAUAUAUAUAUAGUUUUCGAAUUCGUUUAUACCAAACAGGGACAUCAGCAACAACAAAAAUCUCGAAGUGAUCAGUUUUUUGCUCGACGAUAAAGCAUGAGUAAAAUGUUUGUUCGCAGUUAUUUUAAGUGGUCCUCUCUUAUUAUUUCAGCUACUUUAUAACGCAUUGAUCUAAGUUUUACAGAGAUACGAUUGUUUAAUUACAGUUCGUUUCCAGAUAAUGCGGAUACGUACUCGAUUCGUAUUCGAGCGCGUAACGACAAAUGAAACGGUAUUUAGCAUGAGACAUUUAGUUUAUCGGGAUUAACAAAUUGAAACUUCUUAGCGCUUAAGUAGAGAAAACAAAACGGAUAUGCACGGAAACACAGUGAUCAGGACGAUUUACUACGGACGAGGUACAGCACCUGCACCUCAAACGACGUACGACUGACUCAGAAUUUACGAGAAACGAAAAAGUAAAAACGACUUGCGCAACCGGCAAGACACUAACGACUGAAGUACGCGACUACGUAGCUAACACGGACAACAUUACGCAACGCGUUACUCACAUCCUUACUACAUUAGGUAGGAACAUGACCAAUUAAACUUUUUUACUGUAAAUACGUAUCUUGUAAUUUUAAGGCUAUUCUAUACAGAGUGCCCUUAAACAAUGAAGCAAACAAUAUCAGAUUAAUAUUAAUUCGUUUUCUUAUUUUCAAUGUACCCACGUAUUAUGUAUGUUCAUAAUGUUUUAUCUAAUAUAUUGAGAUAUAUUGGCAAAACAUUUACCACAACCAGAUCGGAUUGCGAAAUUUGCAGAGUCUAUCUAUGUAUAUAAUUACGACGAAAAUUAUUAUUUAGAUUUCUUUAAAACAUAUUCUUUUUUCAAGAUAUAUAAAAAAUUGAAAUGGUUACACAUAAUAAAUAUUUUGAAGAUAAGUUUGUACACUUUGAUUAUUGAGAGUAAAUUUUACCACGCACAUCGUGAUAUAUCAACCGUAUUCGCGAUUGUACAGCACGUUAAAAUGUUGGACAUUCUGUAUAAAAGGUCUGUGACUGUAUAAAAUGUAUUUAUUAUUUAGGUUUGACGGUAUCAUAUAUUAUGCAAGAUAUAUACAUAUACAUAUAUAUAUAAUAUCUACUUUUAGUUACGGACUCGAAUUAUUACGACAGAGGAGGACUGUAUUAUAAGAAACACGUAAGCGAACAUUUUGCUGAAUACGAUAUUUUAGCAAGAUGUGUACUUACAAAUACUUGUUGCCAAUUUAUAAAAUGCUUACUAGCUAGAAAUAAGCAUACUGAAGAAAGGAUUUUGCCAUUUUACGAUCUACAUGCUUUAACUACUUAUUUUCACUAAAUAUUAAUGAGAAACACAUGUACGGAAAUUUCGUUAUUAAAGAAAUUAUUAUACGUGAAUACUUGCUUUUACGUAUACUUUUCUUAUUCGAUUUUCCUUAAACACAUAUGUAGAAUAUUCCGUUUUUACACGAUAUAAUUUAUUUCCAAAGUAUAGUUAAAUUUUAUUAGCGGAGUACUUUGAAUCUUUUUAAACAAAUUCGCGUAAAAAUACGUGAUUUAUUAUUUCCGAUGUAAAAAUUAAAAAAAUAGGAUUAAAAUGUUGCGUACAAUGUAUAGAAGGGAGAAUGCAUGGUAAAUUGGCAAUUUAAGAGACUAUUAAACAAUACAUGGACGUGGACGGACAUGUUACACUAUUAGGAAUACAAGACACGAUUACGACAUACGGGAAGGAACCUGUUCAUUGUACCUUUACUUUGACGCUGUAAUUAACAUGUCGAGAGCAUAACUGAAAUCAUGUCGGAGGCACCAGUCUCGUUGUUAUAUUUUUUGAAGAUUUGUAGAAAUCGCCAAAUUACUAUUGAAAAGUCUUUAUCCGAAAGAUGUUGAUUUGCUGUACUGUCAUUUGACGUAACAAAAUAAAGUUGAAUAUAAAUAUGGAAA
Molecule: messenger RNA, 4149 nt
Organism: Ceratina calcarata
Lineage: Eukaryota; Metazoa; Arthropoda; Insecta; Hymenoptera; Apidae
Gene: Kap-alpha1
Product: karyopherin alpha1
Exons: 8
Coding region: 461-2053 (530 amino acids)
Biological process (GO): protein import into nucleus
Cellular component (GO): cytoplasm
Molecular function (GO): protein binding; nuclear import signal receptor activity
Source: RefSeq, a predicted model, not a curated record